UGGACUGCUGCACAGCCUGCAUCACACUUCCACAUAGGACAGACUGCACGUGUGACAGUGUGUUUAGGAGAGUGCUUAUGAAUGAGUGGCGGUGGAGCAGCAAACAUCUUGCAUGUCCUCUGGAAUUGGACGCAGUGAGCAAUAAUCCUCUGAAGGCAAGAAAAAAAAAAGGAUACAGACAAGUGAAGAGGAGACAGAAGAGGGAACGCUUCUGCUCUUCACACUUCAGCAAACUACUGUAGCGAGGCCGUCAUCAAUGGGAGUAUCGCAAUAAAUGCCACGGACUGCAGCGGGACAUUUUGCUUGUUGAGCUUGUUGACUUUGCAGGAGGAGAAGAUCGUGUCUUCAUCAAAGGUCGAGGAGUCAGGAGAGGUUGGAGGGGCGCCCUUGGGACCAGAGAGAGGGUGAUUCUCUAUGGUGACGAUGAGUCUGGACCCUGUGCAGGUGAUGAGCGGACACGUCAAUGAGCUCAAAGUUUCCCCUUCGUCCAACGGGGACAGCAGAGGAUCAUGGGAGGAGAAAGAAAAGUUUGCUCAGGACCACUUGGGCCUCACCACCAUGACAAAACCAGUGACAGGGAGACGAACCCGGAAGGUGGAGGGAGGCGUGUUUUUUCCAAAGCCCGAGAACGCAGUGACCAUUGCGGUCUCUUCUCGGGUCUUGUUUCGGACCGAGCGGGAGCAGAAGGUGUUCGAGCAGAAAGGGGUCGAGGAGUAUCUGAGAUACCAAAUCGAACACGAGAACGAACCCUUCGCCCCUGGACCCGCCUUCCCUUUCGUCAAGGCUCUGGAGACGGUGAACGUUCGUCUGCGGGAGCUGUACCCACAAAGUGAAGAGCUGUUUGACAUCAUUUUAGUGACGUAUAACCAUGCCCAUGUCGGAAUCCGGCUCAUCAACACCAUCAACCAUCACAACUUGUUUAUUGAGAGGUUUUGUAUGACGGGGGGAAGCAGUCCUAUUGGCUACCUGAAGGCCUGGCACACCAACCUCUACCUGUCUGCUGACGCCGACAAAGUCAGGGAGGCGCUGGCUGAGGGCAUCGCGGCAGCCACCAUGUUCAUGACGGAGAAUCUGACUGAGGUCUCGGAGUCCCAGCUGAGGGUGGCAUUUGAUGGUGACGCCGUCCUCUUCUCUGACGAAUCGGAGCGCAUCUUCAAGGCACACGGGCUGGACAAGUUCUUCGAACAUGAGAGGGACAACGAGGACACGCUACUGGAUCAUGGUCCCCUGAAGGGCUUCCUGGAAGCACUGGGGAAGCUCCAGAAAAAGUUUUACGCCAAAGGCCAGCGCCUGGACUGUCCCAUCCGAACAUACCUGGUCACAGCUCGUAGCGCAGCCAGCUCUGGGAUCCGGGCGCUGAAGACACUCAGGGCCUGGGGCUUGGAGAUCGACGAGGCCUUGUUCCUCGCAGGGGCACCCAAGGGCCCCAUGCUGGAGAAGAUCAGGCCUCACAUCUACUUUGACGAUCAGAUGUUUCACGUGGAGGGCGCGGCAGAGAUGGGCACCGUCGCUGCCCACGUGCCCUACGGCAUUGCACAGAAACAUAACUAGACACACAACACCAGUGUGAGGAAGUAGACAGCAGAUGCCAAUAUAGUCAUCCAGCCCGAAACAGAAGAAGAGAAGGAGGCUGGGAUGGAGAAACAUCACAAGAGGAGAAGCUGAGAGGUUUCAGAGAGUUUGGAAAGAUGAACUUGUACUGUAUGUGGGAAUGCAUCAUUUCCAUGAUGAAGCAAUUGUAUUGUAAGUUUGUUUAAUAACGUAAAUUGUGUCAGCUUAAUGGUAUCAUGUUAGGGGUCUGGACAGAAGUCAAGUAGAGGAUAACCUGCUUCACUUCUACGAAAAGGUACUUUUCCUACGAAAGCCAGCAACAUGUGUGAAUUUCAUGCAUAGAGUAACUUCCAUCUUCACAGGAAACUCAGUUAGGUUUAGGCAACAAAACCUCUCAAAACCACUUGAAAUGAACCAAGGAAGUGUUGUUAUUGAAGUAGGCAAGUUACGUGACAAGAUCAACAUUGGCUUCUCUUUUCACAUGAACGGAGAGCGGUCUCCAGGCUGAUAGAUCUCUGUUUGUUGGACCCAUCCACCUCCCCUCCCCCCGCCCAGUGUGUGAUUUAGCUGUUUUUAAACGUCCUCGUUCAUAAUUACAUCCAUAACAUACACAAACAUUUCUUGGGAUAUUUACAAAUCACGGCACAUCAUUUUUUUUAGUAGGCAUAGCUACGGAUGCUGGAUGACACCAGCCUGAUGGUGAUGUACUGUAACUCAAGAGUCAUAAGUUAACCUGUCAGUGAUUUCACAAGAAUGUAAAAUUGUUUGUUUGCAACUAUACACAAAAUGUGUUGUGUAUUACUGGAGAUGGCCACAUUAUGUGUUAUUGUGUUAAACCAAAGCAAGUGUAGAAAGAUAUAAGUCUCAGUUGGUGCCUUAGUUUCAAUGAAGACACAAUUUUUAACCAGUGGUCCGUCACUUUGGUCCAGAGGGAAAUAUCUCGUUAUCGUGGUGGAUUGCCAUAAAGUUUAAUACAGACAUUUAUAGUCUGAAGAGAAUGAAACCUAGUCCCCUGACUUUUCAUGUUGCUUCAAAGGGCACGAUUGUACAAAAUGUAAGUUCAACACAUUCAAGGAAGGAGACCUCUGAAAUCAACGAUUGAUUUCAAUCACCCUGAGAGCUAAUAUUACAUCCUCUGUGCAGGCUGAUGUGGCUCCUCACCAGCUGAAGUAUCACCAGUAAGCUGCUCAACAAGCAGCUGUCUUGACUUUGCUGCCCUCUCCUGUACAUCAAGGCUAGCACAGAGUCACACCCUGCUCAGGUGGCAUUGACUGAUGUAACAGUUUAACCAAUUUUACUACAUCCGACAAUCAAUAGUCAAAGGGCAAGCAAUACCUUGUAUCAGUUACAGCGUGACGUCCGUUUGAUUUUUGUCUUUCAUUGGCAAAAUGUCCGCGGUGGCCUUUUGAAAAUGUCAAUCCACGCUGUCACUGAUGGCAAGCCUUUGGAAAUCUUCCACUUUGAGGAAAUUUAGCGAUGCUUCAUUUCACCAACUCGGCCUUCUGAGGACCUUGAAGCUCAGGAAAGUGACAAGCAAUCCACCAGAUUUAUCUCACAGACAAAACACAUCAUUUAACAGAUGUGUCUUUCGGCGGACAUUUGCCCUACAACGGCCGCUGAGUUGUCACAUAGAGUUUCAGCAGGAUCAGUCGGGCCAGUUUGGACUUUACAUUCAGGAAUAGAUUAAUGCAGAUGAAGCAAUGUUUGAACAACAGGUUGAUGACGACUUCAUUGACACUUGGAAAAUGUACAAGAUCACUUAUAAAGAUGUCAAAUAUAGCUCUUGUUUUACAAGAUGAACACAUGAUUUCUGCAUUGGGAGUCACUGACGUGCACUCCUUCACUCUACCAUCGAGUGGCAGCACCGGAAUGAUAAAUGACCAUGAGCUGCAGCAACUGCUCUUCAUUCACAUGUUUUUAUUUGGGAUGAAAAAUGUUGGGAAAUCUUCACUUGGUAUUGAAUUAUAAUGCACAUUAAAGUUGUCUAAAAUGAUUAAAUUGUAUCUUUACAUCUUUUCCUCUU
This is a messenger RNA of Anarrhichthys ocellatus (wolf-eel), 3574 nucleotides long. It is a transcript of the gene nt5c1aa, whose product is annotated as 5'-nucleotidase, cytosolic IAa. Gene Ontology annotation, biological process: nucleotide metabolic process; adenosine metabolic process. Gene Ontology annotation, molecular function: 5'-nucleotidase activity; nucleotide binding; magnesium ion binding. NCBI's taxonomy places the organism in Eukaryota, Metazoa, Chordata, Actinopteri, Perciformes, Anarhichadidae. The transcript is spliced from 7 exons. Gene Ontology annotation, cellular component: cytoplasm; cytosol. The record is from RefSeq and is a predicted model, not a curated record. The coding region runs from base 415 to 1551 and encodes 378 amino acids.